GGAUUUUAAAAGACAGCGAGGAAAGGCAGUGACUACAUUCCCAUUAUUUCUUCUUCAGAGAGCUGCACAGAUCGACUGACAGGAUGACAAAAGCAAUGGUUCUGUUUUCGGUGCUGCUCCUGGGUUGGACCUGGAGCCUCCAGGGGGUCCAUACGCAGGAUGAUAGCAUGGAACUGAAGGUGAAUGCUGUUGAAGCUGCCUUUAACAAAACAGAGGUUUGUGUGCUAGCUCCAGAAACAGGUUUAUGCAGAGCGUUUGUAGAACGUUACUUCUACAACUCCACCUCAAAGAACUGUAAAAUCUUCAUCUAUGGAGGUUGUCAGGGCAACCAGAACAACUUUUUGACUGAGAGAGACUGCCUGCAUAGUUGUCACACUGAAGAGGUUUGUGUGCUUGGUCCAGAAACAGGUCCAUGCAAGGAAUUAGACCAUUACUUCUACAACUCCACCUCAAUGAACUGUGAAAUCUUCACCUAUGGAGGCUGUGACGGCAACCAGAACAACUUUGUGACUGAGAGUGACUGCCUGCAUAGUUGUCACACUGAAGAGGUUUGUGUGCUUGGUCCAGAAACAGGUCCAUGCAAGGAAUUUUUAGACCAUUACUUCUACAACUCCACCUCAAUGAACUGUGAAAUCUUCACCUAUGGAGGCUGUGACGGCAACCAGAACAACUUUGUGACUGAGAGUGACUGCCUGCAUAGUUGUCACACUGAAGAAGAGCCCACAUUAAAACCAAAACUUGUGAGAAUUGCUGAGAUCCUGUUUGAAGACACAUCAACAGGAUAGCUUGUUUCAAGAAGGAGAACCUGAGUGAGAUGAGGAGCGACACUGCUGACAAUCUACACCUUUAAAGAAAUACAAUUAGAGGCAUUACAAAUGGAAAACAAUAAAUACAUUAUUGUUUUUUGUUGAAGCACUUAAAGAACAUGAUAUGACAAAGAUGAUCAAUAAAGCAACUCUUUACUUGACUUUGAA
Molecule: messenger RNA, 974 nt
Organism: Labrus bergylta (ballan wrasse)
Lineage: Eukaryota; Metazoa; Chordata; Actinopteri; Labriformes; Labridae
Source: RefSeq, a predicted model, not a curated record